Molecule: messenger RNA, 717 nt
Organism: Rhinichthys klamathensis goyatoka
Lineage: Eukaryota; Metazoa; Chordata; Actinopteri; Cypriniformes; Leuciscidae
Product: deoxyuridine 5'-triphosphate nucleotidohydrolase-like
Exons: 6
Coding region: 186-692 (168 amino acids)
Biological process (GO): dUTP catabolic process; dUMP biosynthetic process
Molecular function (GO): dUTP diphosphatase activity; magnesium ion binding
Source: RefSeq, a predicted model, not a curated record
ACAUAUUCUGGUGUGACGACGUUAUGUCGCCUUACGUCAUGCAGUACCCACCACUCAGAACGUUUCCCGCGGUGGGGUCGUUCAAAUAAUGCGCGCGAGAUUCUGGCGCGCUCAGAGUCAGAAUCACAGCACACACUCACUGUAGUUUUGUCCCGAGGAUCGCUCUGCACGCGCUCGUCAGUAAAAUGCCCUGCUCUGAAGUUACAGAAGCGGUUUCGCCGCAGAAAAGAUGCAAGAGUGAUGCAGUGAACGGACAUGAAGAACAAAAGGUGCUCAAAUUCGCCAAACUGACAGAAAACGCCACGACACCGAGCCGAGGAUCGGACCGAGCCGCGGGAUUCGACCUGUACAGUGCAUAUGACUACAGCAUCGGGCCGAUGGAUAAAGCUCUGGUCAAGACUGAUAUCCAGAUCGCGGUCCCACACGGAUAUUACGGGAGAGUAGCUCCUCGCUCGGGUCUCGCGGUGAAGCACUUCAUCGAUGUGGGCGCGGGUGUGGUGGACGAGGACUACAGGGGGAAUCUGGGAGUCGUGCUGUUCAACUUCAGCAAAGAGCCGUUCGAAGUGAAGAAAGGAGAGCGCAUCGCUCAGCUGAUCUGCGAGAGGAUCUGUUACCCGGAGCUGCAGGAGUUACAGACGCUGGAUGAGACUGUGAGAGGAGCAAGCGGCUUCGGCUCCACCGGCACCAACUGAAACCCUCAACUGUAGAAAUGCUGCU